CUGCUCCUCCCGGGGCCUCCGAUGCCGCCGCCUCCCGCCCGCUGCUGAGCCGUGACGGGCGGGGGCCCUCGGGACCCCGCCGGGGACAUGGGCAACGGGAUGUGCUCCCGGAAACAGAAGCGGAUUUUCCAGACGCUGCUGCUGCUGACCGUGGUGUUCGGGUUCCUGUACGGGGCGAUGCUCUACUACGAGCUGCAGGGCCAGCUGAGGAAGGCUGAGGCCACGGCGCUCAAGUACCAGCAGCAUCAGGAGUCGCUCUCGGCUCAGUUACAAGUUGUGUAUGAGCACCGGUCAAGAUUAGAAAAGUCACUGCAAAAGGAAAGGCUGGAACAUAAGAAGGCAAAGGAAGAUUUUCUUGUUUAUAAACUAGAAGCACAGGAAACACUAAAUAAAGGAAGGCAAGACUCCAACAGCAGAUACAGUGCCCUGAGUGUGCAGCACCAGAUGCUGAAGAGUCAACACGAAGAGCUGAAGAAACAGCACGCUGACCUUGAGGAAGAUCACCGAAAGCAGGGAGAGGAGUUCAGCAGGACAUUCAGUGAUCACAAGGAGAGAUACCUACAGCUGCAGCAGGAGAAGGAGCAGGAGAUCUCCAAGCUGAAGGAAACCCUGUAUAACUUACGGGAGGAGAAUAGGCAGCUGAGAAAAGCUCACCAAGACAUUCACACCCAGCUGCAGGAUGUCAAGCAACAGCAUAAGAACUUACUGUCCCAGCACAACGAGCUUGUGGUGACAUUGGAAGACCACAAGAGUGCACUAGCUGCUGCUCAGACCCAGGUGGAGGAGUACAAACAGCUGAAGGACACGCUGAAAAAAAUCCCAAGUUUCCAAGACGUGGAGAAGGAGGAAGGAGGAGGGAAGGAGCAGCAGCCCGAGGCGCGGGGCCCGUCCCCCCAGAGCCGCCCCCCAGAGCCCCCCGCAGCUGGGCCUGAGCAGCAGCAGCAGAAUGAGAAGCCAAGGGAGGGAGAGGAAACAAAGAGCCAGGAGCAGGACAGGGCUGAGCCUUUCCACGUGCAGGGGAGGGCUCACCAGAAUGCCAGGGAGCUGAACAUCCAGGAGCAGCAGGAGGCUGGGGAGGAUGAGCAGCAACGGGCAGAGCAGAUGGAAGAGGAACGCAAAAAGGAGCUUGAGGAGGAAGAAAUGGAGCAGGCAGGGCAGCCUGAGCACCUGGAGGAGGAGCAGGACCAAGCCCCAGAAGAGCACGAAUGGAAAAAGCAGGAACAAAAGGAAGAGGAAACCAACAUGUUGGGUGAUGGCCUGCACUCAGAGGUGACACCAACCAAGAGGCAGAAAGCGGCCUACGAGCAGCAGCUGGAGCAGCAGCACCUCGGAGCGCAGAGGGCAGAGGAGGCCGAGCAGCUGAGGCAGCAGCAGGAGGCCCUGCAGCAGCAGAGGCUCAGGGGGCAGCUCCUGAGGCAGCAGCAGCUCCAGGAGAGAGAGCUCCAGCUGCAGAGACAGGCAGAGCAAGGGGAGAAACUCUUCAAAAACCGCCUCAGCCAACAGGCUCAUUAUGAUAACAUGGACCAGGACAUUGUACAAGGGGAGGAAGAGCAAGGUAUUCAGGAAGAGGAAGGAGCUUAUGAACACGACAACCAGCACCAGGAUGAAGGUGAAGAUGAUGAUCAGAAUAAUGCAAAUGAACAGCAAGAAGCAGAACAUCAGGCAGAAAAUCAGCAGGCUGAUGAAUCAAAGGCAGCCAUGGAGGAUGUGAAUCCUGCUGAUGACCCCAAUAAUCAGGGAGAGGAUGAGUUUGAAGAAGCUGAGCAAGAGAGAGAAGAAAACCUGCCUGAGGAGAGUGAGAAGCACAAGGAAAUGGGUCAGAAACAAGGACAUCCAGGAAUGGAGGAGCACUUGGUGAUGGCAGGAAAUCCUGACCAGCAGGAGGAUAAUGUGGAUGAACAAUACCAGGAAGAGGGAGAAGAGGAGGUGCAGGAGGAUCUGACUGAAGAGAAGAAGCGAGAGCUGGAGCACAAUGCUGAGGAGCCCUAUGGGGAAAAUGAGGAAACUGCAGAUGAAAAGAAUAACAGAGGGACAGACCAAGAGCAAGAAAUGCAAGAAGACAACAACCAGAAAGCAAUUCAUGAAGAAAAUUAUGAGGAGGAAGAAGAGGAGGAGGAGGAGGAAGGCAGAGCUGUUGCAGCAAAAACUCGCAGACGAGGGGAGAUGUAGUUCCUCCCUUCAUUUUUCUUUUUCCAGUACACAAAUUCCUGUUGUGUUUUUGUUUUUUUUAACCAACUUUUUUUAGGGUAUUUAAUUUCAAAAAAAAAAGAAAAAAGAAAAGCUUGUGUUUUCCACUUUUUACUUUUCUAUUAGGUGCUGUCCUGUGUUU
Melospiza melodia melodia is the source of this 2329-nucleotide messenger RNA. RefSeq names its product golgi integral membrane protein 4 (gene GOLIM4). The record is from RefSeq and is a predicted model, not a curated record. The transcript is spliced from 16 exons. Gene Ontology annotation, cellular component: Golgi membrane; Golgi apparatus. NCBI's taxonomy places the organism in Eukaryota, Metazoa, Chordata, Aves, Passeriformes, Passerellidae. Bases 88 to 2169 code for a protein of 693 amino acids.